Molecule: messenger RNA, 2679 nt
Organism: Peniophora sp. CBMAI 1063
Lineage: Eukaryota; Fungi; Basidiomycota; Agaricomycetes; Russulales; Peniophoraceae
Source: the annotation of a GenBank genome assembly
AUGACCUUCCUACGGGGAGGCACUUGGCGUUCCCGCAUCUCGACCAAACUCAAAUCACAGGAGGUAUCGCGUCGCAGCUCGAAUAAUCAGCCGGACGUUGAGGAGCUAUGGAACGACGCUCUCAAUCGAUUCCGGAGCACUCUGCGCAUCGAUCCUCGCGAUCAGAGCUUGCCUUUUGUUCGCGACCUGGAGCGACUCAGCAGCAGCGACGACAUACUUGAUUAUCUUCAGGAUACGUCAGAGUGCUUAAGUGACAGGCGGCAGGGAAGCAAGGCUUCGCGCGCUCUUAGGAAGUCGUUGAAACCACUGAUAUGCGGCUUGAGUGUGAUACUCGACGCCAGUUCUGAGACUGCUUCGGCUUUGGGAGUGCCCGGGGGCAAGGGAAUCUUUGCCGCUGUUGCCAUACUGCUGCAGGCGGCAGAUUGCGUGAGUGCAAUGUACGACGACCUCCAGAAGCUGUUGGAUGGCCUCGAGGCCUACGUCACGCGGCUGAAAGUGCGCGUGCAGGCGCCGAUGAGAGAAGAGACGAGGCAGAUCGCCGUGAAAGGGUUGAUCGAGGUGUUAAAGACGCUGGAGUUGGCUACCAAGGUGGUGCGUGAGGGCCGCGCUCGACGCUUCGUAAAGGCCUUAUUGUCAAAGGCAAACGGUGUCCAAUCCGCACUUGCGAGACUUGAAGCCAUCACGAUGGAAGAGGAAAUGCUGGCGAUCGCGGACCUAGCGGUUAGCGUGCACGCAUCAUCACAAGAUGUUCAACAAGCGAGCAGUACUUCUCUGCAAGUCCUGCAAGGCGUCCAUAAUGUCCGACCAACGAUUGCCCGUACAGACAUCACGACGCGCCGCAUCUUGGGGCAGACAUCACAGAUGAGCACCCGCGUCAAUAUACUGUUCAAUCUUCUCCAGACGUGCCUUGAAGCUAAUAAUCCUGCCAACGCUCGACAGCUGGAAGAUGCAUCCGCGCGUGUCAAUGAAGCUUUAUCAUCAGUAUCCCCGCAGGUAGCUUCGCAGACAAUUAGGUCCCGAGUUCGCGAUGUAUCGCGCAUGGGACGACAGCUACUUAACGUUGUCUCCAACUUCGGUUCCGAGAAUCAAGACAUCAUCUGGCGUGGCUUCGGUGCGCUGCUGUCCUUUGCGGUCGAUUGUGAAGCGACCGCAAAUGUCGGAAGUACUGCGCUCACGUGGGGGACAACUAGCCUCUAUCUUACUGUCGAGGCGAUGGGAUCACUCGUCCACAUGGGGUGUAUGUUCAUACUGCUGUUCAUGAUCUGGCAGCAGAGUUUUAUCCUGCGCCCGAUGUCGCGGUCUCCCGGUACCGUUAUCAUAGUGGACGUACUCGGCGAGAUCUUCGAACUUCAGUCCGAUACAUUCUCAACAUGGAAGAACACCCAUGAUUUCCUUCUACAGGCCUUCAAAGGUCGGAAAGGCCUUUCAUUUGUGCAACGUAGAGACUACGCCUUGGGUGAUUCCAAUGGCAUGGUAAUAGAACCUCAGAAGUGGGCUCUUUCUGUCCGUCCGGGGUCAAAACUCAACAUGAGUGUCAUCAUCCGCGAUGGGUCCGCUCGGUGCCCUUACUGCCAACAUGCGACUAUUACGACUCAUGGGAAGCAAGACAAUGAUGGCCGUAUUGUUUGCUCUUCUAAGUCUUGUGGGCGCAGUUACAGUACUGUUCGCGUUACGGCGGAGAACCCCGACAGUACUAGAGAGAUCAGCGAUACGAUGGUCCGCGAACCAGACUCACCCGAGGCACGACUCUCGAGAUCACCCACGUCAGGAAUGACAGAGAGAGUUCUGCCCCGUCCCGAGGAGUCCAACGCACCUGCGGCACACUCAUGGGACCCGCGCACUACUACGUCCGGACCUAGCAUAGCACGAACCGAGGCAGGACGUAAGGAUGCGUCGUCUUCGGAGAUGGAGGACGGCUCUUUGACGUCCUUCUAUAGGAUAAUCGUUGAAAUCAAAGUGCGACGACUCCUCAUCGAUAAUGAGUUGGACGUGGCGAGCGAGCGACUCUUAGGCUCCGAGAUAAGACUUUCCACGAAGCGAUACUCGUUACUUCAUCCAACGAGCACGGCGCGAUACUCGUCACUUCAUCUAACGAGCACGAUGUUUAAGCGAAAUCAACGAGCAGAUGUCAUGUACGACGUCCAGGGAUGGAUCGAACAUCCCGCUUGCGUGGACAGGCGCGCGCUUCUCGUUAUCGGCGAAGAACGCGGUGUAGCGUCUGUUGCGCGGGAGAUCGCCACGCAGUACUCGCAAAUGGGGCGCCUCGCUUCUUCGUUCACUUUCGACGUCUCCGAGAGACAGAGCAUGGACCCCCCGCCGCCACAGACAUGCAUCACCACUCUCGCACGCGAUCUCGCCGACUUCGACGCGCAUUGUGCAGCUGCAAUGCGCGCGUCCAUCGCAAGCAACCCAAAUCUGGCGUUCUCCUCAGAUUGCUCCCAGCUGUUCGAACAGCUCGUUCUGAAACCAGCAAGCAAUUUGUCCGUCGCGGCACCCGUUGUCGUUGUCAUUGAUGGACUGGACUUCAAGGGUACUGUCGCUCAGCGGAUGGAGCUGCCAAGGGUCUUCGCGAUGUGGCUUAGCGGGAUGCCUUCAAACUUCCGUUUCGUGUUCACCAUAAAGCCGGACCGCCUGAUCGAGCGUGCGCUGGCGGUACAUGUUGCUAUGCUUCGCAUUUAA